Molecule: messenger RNA, 1095 nt
Organism: Mycotypha africana
Lineage: Eukaryota; Fungi; Mucoromycota; Mucoromycetes; Mucorales; Mycotyphaceae
Product: thiamine diphosphate-binding protein
Exons: 5
Coding region: 1-1095 (364 amino acids)
Biological process (GO): pyruvate decarboxylation to acetyl-CoA
Molecular function (GO): pyruvate dehydrogenase (acetyl-transferring) activity
Source: RefSeq, a predicted model, not a curated record
AUGGCUCCUGCCGCCGUGAAGCGUGUUGCCGCAGCUUCCGUCAAACCCACAACUGUUGCUUUCACACAAAAGCGUUUCAACUCCACCUCUGAAACUAAGAUGACAGUUCGUGAGGCUUUGAACCAAGCUUUGGAAGAAGAAAUGAUCAAAGAUGAGAAAGUGUAUAUUAUGGGUGAAGAAGUUGCUCAAUACAAUGGUGCUUACAAGGUCACCAAAGGUUUAUUAGACAAGUUUGGUCCCAAGCGUGUUAUUGAUACUCCCAUUACUGAAAUGGGUUUCGCUGGUAUUGCAGUUGGUUCAGCUUUCUGUGGAUUAAAGCCUGUUUGUGAAUUCAUGACUUUCAACUUUGCUAUGCAGGCUAUCGAUCAAAUUGUAAACUCUGCUGCCAAGACACAUUACAUGUCUGGUGGUCAUGUCAAAUGCCCUAUCGUUUUCCGUGGUCCCAACGGUGCUGCUGCUGGUGUUGCUGCUCAACAUUCUCAAGAUUUCUCUGCUUGGUACGGUUCUGUGCCUGGUCUUAAGGUAGUCUCUCCUUGGAACUCAGAGGAUGCCAAGGGUUUGUUGAAGGCUGCCAUUCGUGACCCUAAUCCCGUUGUUGUGCUUGAAAACGAACUUGAAUAUGGUGUUUCAUACCCUAUGUCUCAAGAAGCACUUUCCGACGACUUUGUUCUUCCUAUUGGUAAAGCUAAGAUUGAGCGUGAGGGUACGGAUAUUACCAUCGUUUCACAUUCUCGACCUGUUGGUUUUGCCAUGAAGGCUGCUGAGCUUUUGGCCAAGAAUGGUAUUUCUGCUGAAGUUAUCAAUCUCAGAUCCAUCUCUCCUCUUGAUACGGAAACCAUUUUCAAAUCCGUCAAGAAGACUAACCACAUCAUUACUGUUGAAAAUGCAUGGGCUGCUUUCGGUUUCGGCUCCGAAAUUGCUGCUCAAAUGAUGGAAAGCGAUGCUUUCUGGCAUUUGGAUGCUCCUAUGACCCGUGUCACCGGCGCUGAUGUUCCCACACCUUACGCUACCAACCUCGAAGCCCUUGCUUUCCCUGAUGAGCAUGUCAUUGCUAAGGCUUGCAGAGACAACUUGGACAAGAAAAUUGGCUUCUAA